Messenger RNA from Coprinopsis cinerea okayama7#130, 1699 nucleotides. RefSeq lists its product as hypothetical. Lineage: Eukaryota; Fungi; Basidiomycota; Agaricomycetes; Agaricales; Psathyrellaceae. Gene Ontology annotation, cellular component: nuclear membrane complex Bqt3-Bqt4. Bases 22 to 1248 code for a protein of 408 amino acids. The transcript has 5 exons. Gene Ontology annotation, biological process: mitotic telomere tethering at nuclear periphery; meiotic attachment of telomere to nuclear envelope. The record is from RefSeq and is a predicted model, not a curated record. Gene Ontology annotation, molecular function: DNA binding.
CUGAUUGAAGCGUCCUCCCCAAUGACUGCUCGUCCGCCCCUGCCGCUGCGACAUGCAAACCCUUCCCUCAGAGACGGCAAUGCAACAAUUCCCCCGGUUAAAUAUCAAAUAUUGAGCUGCCAGGGAAAGGACAUUCUCGUGGGACGCUUGAAAAUUGACACAACGGACGGAGGCCAUGCCUUUAUCCUUCGAAGAUUCGACACUCAGGCGAUCAGCCUUACAACCAUGUUUCGCGCCGCGUUCCCGACUGCGUCUGAAGCCGAGGAGAAAGACGAAAUAAACUACGUGAAGGCCAACUUUGAUCUCUUUGGCAAUAAUGGCUCGUCGAAGGAGCCUCACAUCACGCGUCUCGCCGGUACCUGGGUCAACCGCGACACCGCCGGGCAGCUUGCUCAUGACUACAACAUGGUCGACCUCAUUAACACCAUGGUCGAAGCUGAACCCGAUCCAAAUGGCCAGUACCGACGCUCGAACAAGUCGGCCCAGAACAACAACCCCCCAACGAACGCGCCUGAACCCACGCCUGCGACGAAUGUGCAUGCCACUCGAUCUCCAGCGAAGCAGUCGCCCAAGCCACCGAGUAAAACGCUCCCUACGCCUUCGCCUGGAUCGGGAGACGCUCAGCCACCGGCUCCCAAGCGUCGACGGGAGGGAUCACCAGCCACCUUCACGUCUGGUAUCCCUGUGGCAUCCUCUCCUGCUGUUCCCAAAACCCCUGGACCGAGGCGAUCUACGCGGACGAAGAGUCCUGCUCCCAGCCGCGUCCCACAGCCUCUCACAGCGACCAAGCCAAGGUCUCGCGCCUCCGUCGCUCCUCCAUCGCCCAAGAAGCGUCCCGUCGAUUUGCCCAAAUCCUCUCCAAUCAAGGCUGAGGAAGAUACCGCUGUGGAAGACAACGUUGCUGGCAAUGAACUCUAUGCACAGGAUAUCUCGGAACAGAAGAAGCUUAUUGCUGACCUUAAGGCUGCUGCGUCAUCAAAGAAGCCCGCUGAUACUGUGAAGGAGGACGAUGAUCAGCAGAUGGAGGAGGAGGGCCAAGGCCCAUCCAAGCUGAAGCGGAUAAGGCAGGACGAGGAGAAGCCGCUGCAGUUUGAGUUCAAGGAACCCGAGCGGGAGGAACGUCAGAUUGCCACCAAUAGGAGGGUCGGACGAUUUGAUAUGCAGCCUGAGAGGAAAUCUCUCGCUUGGGGUAUUGCUGCUUUUGCGUUUGGGAUGACAGCCAUCACCUAUCUUCCCAAUUUCCUCUAGCACCACCUUCCUCAUAGGACACGUCGGCAUUUCCGAUCGAUCCACCUCCUCCCGUCAUGUUUUCUUUUUCUAUCUAUCGGCGUUCUUUUUUUUUAGCACAGGUAUAGUUUCCCCUCUCUCCUUCCCUUGUCUGGCUGUCCCUGCCUGUCUGUAUUUUAUAUCAUUAUUCCCCGAAUUUGCGACGCUGUUUGGCAUCGCGCGACCUCUUAUCAUGGGCGCUGAUGUCUUUACAAAUCCGCUAGAAACGAUUACUUUAAGGCUUUCUUGAUUUUGUCGCCCAUGGCUCUUUCGUAUAUCACUAUCACGCCCACCCACGAUGAUCUGGCUUUCAGUUGCACCGUUUCGUCGGCUUUCCGUCUAGUACUUAUAACGCUCCUUUUCCUGUCCUUUCUGUUGGAUUUGUAUUAUGUGUAAUUUCCUCUCCCGUUUAUAAUCUUAAAACAUGCUAAAG